CGACUGUGCCGCCAGGGACCCCCCACCCCCCGAACUGCAUCGCCGCCGCCGCCACCCUCACUUGUGCGCGCCGCCGCCCUCACCUGACUGAAGACCUCUGUCCCCCCGCACUGCAUCGCCGCCACCGCCGGCGGCCCUUCCCACGCCGCCGUGGGCGACCUCCGCUCCAAGCUCCUUUGCGCGCCGGUCCGUCGAUCCAGACCGUCGCCGCCCUCUGCCACUUUUGGCUCGCAUCCGCGCCGCCGACGCCACCUUCUAGUGCGCGCCGCCGCCCUUGCCGGAAGCCGCUGCCGCCGACGCUAGGGCCCCGGGACCGCCGGCGGCCCUUCCCACGCCGCCGUGGGCGACCUCCGCUCCAAGCUCCUUUGCGCGCCGGUCCGUCGAUCCAGACCGUCGCCGCCCUCUGCCACUUUUGGCUCGCAUCCGCGCCGCCGACGCCACCUUCUAGUGCGCGCCGCCGCCCUUGCCGGAAGCCGCUGCCGCCGACGCUAGGGCCCCGGGACCCCACCGAGACCGCACUCCGGGACCGCCUCCUCGCUCCCCUGCGCGACUUCAAGCUCGGCCAGCCGGCCGACCACUGCAGAUCGAAUCCUUCCUCGCCCAAAUCGUCAUCCCGGCGCCGGUCUCCCUGACCCGAAGCCCCAUCGCGCCGCCGACGGUUUGAAGCUCCGGAUCCGCGCCCCCUGUUGCGGUGGUUGACCUCACGCAGUUGAGAUGGAGGGCGAUGGCUCCCGCAAUUUCUUCCCCAACUUUCGUUCCAAUCCGAGCUCCUUCGCCGCCGGCUUCGACCUUUUCUCCCAGGCGUCUGCGACCGGCCGCGUUCACGCUCCCCGGGCGGCAGCGGCGACGGGCCUUGGUGGUUUCGACCUCAACUCCGAGGAUGCUGCGGCGACGGAGUUCGCCCAUCUGGCGGAUUACUCCAACUUGCUCCGGUCCGACGACGUCGAAGAUGCAGCGGCCGCACAUGACUUUGUUCACCCUCCUCCUCGUGCCACUCGCACAGUGGGGGUACCUACUGUCCGCAACGGCGGCACCGGCAAUGUCGGUAGGCCUCCUGUUCGUGGGCGGCAGCUCAACUUUGUUGGCGCGGGGUCGAGAUCGGCCGGAGCUGGAGGAAGUGGCAGCCCCAUGCCCUUGCGGGGUACUGGCAGCAGAGGCAAUGCAGCAGCCAUGUCGGCCCCUGCACGUCAACGUGCGCGUGGCAGCGACCGCCGAAAUGUCAGGGGUCGUGGUGGUCGAGCUGCAUCCGCUGCCACUACCAAUCAUCGACAAGCACAGGCGGCCGCCUACGAGAACAUAGAAUCUGGAGAUGAAGAUGAAGACAUCAACGAGCACCUCGGUAAUUCUGGCGGUUCCAUGAUAGGAAGAACCAAGGCAAAUUGGUCUGACGAAAAUUGUGCUAAAUUCUUAAGAUUGUGCAUUGAGCAAUUACGUUUAGGGAAUUAUGUUGGUGGACAAAUGAAUGGGUCUGGGUACCAAGCUAUAAUCGAUGGCUAUUACUUGCAAACGGGACUUAAGCAUGAUAGGCAGCAGAUGAAGAAUGAAAUUACCCAGUUGAAAAGUUUGUAUUCAUUUUGGCGCGUGAUGCAAGCACACACUGGAUUAGGCCGCAUUCCAGAUGGCAGUGUUGAUGCUGAAUCAAAUUGGUGGAAGAAAAUACAAAGGGGAAACCAUGGUUGAAGAAACUAAAGUAUGGUCCUCCCCCAUAUUUGGAUGAGCUUGAAGAGAUGUUUCAUGGCAACACUGUGGAUGGGACUUCAGUGUAUAUUCCAGGCCAAGACUUUUAUGAGAUAGAAGAAAAUGAUGAAGACAAUGGGGGACAUGAUGCAGAUGAUGUUGGUGGCACCCCUAUGAGUACAAGUACCCACAGCUUGAAGAGACCCAGUUGUAGCACUACCAGCACAUGUACAAGUCCUAAUAAGAAAUCCAAGAGCCCAAUGGUUAGAAUCAUGAAACAGAUAGCUACUAAAUUCUCUUUGUCUAUGGAUGUCUACCAACAAGCCCUUGUUAUAUGAAGGCAACUACUCAACGGUUUUCUAAAGAUUUGUAGCUUUUGUUAUAUGAUAUUUAUAGAAGCAAUUGACUUGCUCAUAGAACGAGGGCCCAAACUGUGGUACCCACGUUGCCGGCCAGAUUUGGCCCUUUCAGAUGCUGCAAAAAGAGCUAAAAUCGGAUUCUGCAGACAA
Panicum virgatum (switchgrass) is the source of this 2186-nucleotide messenger RNA. RefSeq lists its product as uncharacterized. NCBI's taxonomy places the organism in Eukaryota, Viridiplantae, Streptophyta, Magnoliopsida, Poales, Poaceae. The record is from RefSeq and is a predicted model, not a curated record. The transcript is spliced from 3 exons. Bases 715 to 1680 code for a protein of 321 amino acids.